AUGGAAUAUCUAAAGAUUGAAGAAGACCAAGACAAGUUGUUUGUUUAUUUAGAUGCCGCAAGUGUAUCGCUGCAAGCAUUGGCAAACUCUAUAGUUUGGGGAACCUCACCGCAAUUCUUUAAAUUAAUGAAAAGAAAGAUUAGAGGUGGAAAUCAUCCAAAUGAAGAAGAAGCUUUAAUUAACCAUUAA
Heterostelium album PN500 is the source of this 189-nucleotide messenger RNA. RefSeq lists its product as uncharacterized. Bases 1 to 189 code for a protein of 62 amino acids. Lineage: Eukaryota; Evosea; Eumycetozoa; Acytosteliales; Acytosteliaceae. The transcript has a single exon. The record is from RefSeq and is a predicted model, not a curated record.